This is a messenger RNA of Harpegnathos saltator (Jerdon's jumping ant), 1852 nucleotides long. RefSeq lists its product as uncharacterized. Gene Ontology annotation, biological process: protein localization to plasma membrane. The transcript has a single exon. NCBI's taxonomy places the organism in Eukaryota, Metazoa, Arthropoda, Insecta, Hymenoptera, Formicidae. Gene Ontology annotation, cellular component: plasma membrane. Bases 69 to 1625 code for a protein of 518 amino acids. The record is from RefSeq and is a predicted model, not a curated record.
AUCUCCAACUUUUAUAAGAUUAAAUCUCAAACUUUCUUAGAACUUUGUAUUUCAUAAAAUCGUCAUCAAUGAUGACUCAUGAGGAACUCGAGCGAAGAAUUUCUGAGAUUUCCGAGAGCCUUUUGUCCAUUCUUUCGCCAACAACUAUGCAGCAGGAUAAGAUUUUGGAUAAGAUCACGAAGAUCGUCCGAAAUGCGACAAAAGAACAACUUUUGUCACAUGAUCCGCGUGUGCUCGUAAUAUGCAUGUUAAGGAUUAUGUUGCGUUACGAGGAUCUGCUACGCGAGGACCGGCUAUGUGAGUGGAAGCGUCGACGAAGAUUCAGAAUCGCACGAGACUGUUACCACGGUCUUUUGAAAACUUAUCUGCCAGAGAAGUCACGAGAGGUGGUGGAGGCGGUCGUAGAAACCGUCUAUAAAGAUCGUCUCUGGGAAUUUGAGACCUUUUGUCACGAGGUAAUAUACAGUUUGCUGGACAUCAGUGCGGCUAACGGCGGUCUGAUUACCCACGCGAUCUGGGACAAAUUAUUGGAGACACCAAAGGAAGAUACACUCGAUGUUGAAGAUGCUCGUGGUAUUAUUCGGGUGCUACAAGAGCUGUUGGAUGUGCAUGAGUGGCCAGCGACAGACGACACGCUGAAUACGGUAGAUAGAAUACUCGACCUCUUCUACGCUAGCAUAGUUAACACACAAUCCACGACGAUAAUCUCCGGCAAGCUGUCUUCAGCAUCGUUUCUCGCAAACCUCAAGAAGAAUUUGGAGGUCUGCCUGAGAAAUACGAUCAAGCACUUGCCGAAUGAGCAUCUAUUGCUGCUCGUGCAGCGUAUGUGCUCAUGGACAGUAGCCGCCAUUGCAAACGACGAAAUUGUGUUGGAGUUCGGCAGCACCCUGGAAUAUGCCGCCUACACGCAUCGAACGGGUCUUUACGAGCAGACCCUCACGCCGGCAAUUUUUCCAUUAUUAAUGCAAAUGGUGGGCUCAAGUAGUCAGCUGACCAGUCUGCUAGGUAAUCGGGUGCUGCAGUAUUUGUUAGAUCGCAAAGACAACCGAAUGCUCUUCGAUACACCCAGGCUGUUCUUCGAACAUACCCAUAUUGAUCUGCGUAUCGGUAUGUGUCAUAAAGAAGACCGAGUAUUCCUCAAGUUGCAUCGCGAGUCACUACACGACAAUCUGCUGAGAAGUUUGCUGAACCACUCGAGCUCGCGGAUGAACUUGGAGACUACUUAUUGCACGUUAUGCCUGAUAGCUAUUGAAAUCCCUUGUGGCUUCACCGCCGCCACCUUGGUCUGCCUUGCCAUGAAUCUGCAGGAGAUUACCUUACAGCAACGGAAGUCUUACGCGGAUGUGAUGACCUUCCACAUACACGCCACGAUUAUCUCCAUUAUGUCUCUGCUAUGUUGGAUACACCAAGCCAAAGUGUUUUACAGCUAUGUAAACAGGAUCAUGAUGGAACGGGCGCAAUGGGCGCCACACCUGAAUCCACCCAUUCAGUCUCAGUAUAGCUUCGCGGUGCAUCAUGUACUCUGGAAGAAGCCGGAAUUAUUCUUCGUCGACUGGCAAACACGCUAUGGCCUCUGGAAGUGUUUUCGUCUGGGUGACAAAGCCUCGUUAAUCGACGAAUUGUAGAUCUAAUUGUCCAUAAAUUUAUAAAUCUACAACCUCGAAGACUCGUAGAAACAGACUUUUACAAAUCAAGUCCAUAAAAGGAAGGAUUUAGACACAAAAAAAUCAUAAGACUAAGCAUUUAUAAAUAGAAGAAUAUAUGGAAUCAAGAGUAUGAUUAUAUUUUUAAAAAGUUAUGGAAAUAAGAAUCUGUAAAUCGCAGAGUUUCUAGAUCCAAGAAUUUGAGAAAU